Molecule: messenger RNA, 1575 nt
Organism: Dioscorea cayenensis subsp. rotundata (Guinea yam)
Lineage: Eukaryota; Viridiplantae; Streptophyta; Magnoliopsida; Dioscoreales; Dioscoreaceae
Product: UV-B-induced protein At3g17800, chloroplastic-like
Exons: 3
Coding region: 227-1435 (402 amino acids)
Source: RefSeq, a predicted model, not a curated record
CAUUGCAAGCGAUAAACCUCCCAGCCCUAACCCUAAUCCCCAUAUCUGGCCUCCAUUUCUCUCCAAAAUUCUCGUUUAGUGACUCCUUUGUUGUUCAAUCGUUAGAGAGUAUGAUGGAAAUCGGAGCCAAGGUUGGCUUUUUUGUUUCUCUGAAAAUCUCAUUCUGAUUUAUAGGAUUCUGAUUCGAUUCCAGGGCUGAGGGGACUCUUGAGAGCGAAUUCGAUCCAUGGAGGCCUUGUUGGCGCUUAAUCCUUCUCCAUGUUACUGCCAAUUUGGUGAUUUCGCCUCCAAAUCUUCACUUGGACUAAAAUCCCAAAUUUCAACCACUUGGUCCAAGGGUUGUGGUUUGGUUUCGGUGGACCAGAAGCUGAGGAGGAAUCCGGUUUUGGUAAACUCGAGAAGGAGUUUGCGCGUCAGGGCAUCAUCUUCUUCCUCUCCGAUAGCUCCGCUGCAGUUGGAGUCGCCAAUUGGGCAGUUCUUGUCCCAGAUUUUGAUAAGCCAUCCCCAUCUGCUCUCGGCUGCCGUGGAUCAGCAGCUUGAGCAGCUGCGGACAGCCCGUGAAGCUGAGAAGAACAGGGAUGAAUCCUCUAGCUCUGGCACUGACCUAGUUUUAUACAGGAGGAUUGCUGAGGUGAAGGCUAAAGAAAGGAGAAGGACUUUGGAGGAGAUACUCUAUGCUUUGGUUGUUCAGAAGUUUGUGGAAGCUAAUGUUUUCUUGAUUCCACCAUUAGUCCAAUCAUCUGACUCUUUUGGAAAAGUUGAUGAUUGGCCCUCUGAGGAGAAGAAAUUUGAGUGUCUCCAUUCCUUUGAGGUUUUAGAGAUGAUCAAAAACUAUAUGACCCAGAUUCUGGGUCCGGGGUGGGACGACUCUAAUAUGAUUGUGGCCAUAAACAAACUCCAAAUUGGGCGAGUCUAUGCAGCAUCGAUCAUGUUUGGUUAUUUUCUCAAGAGAGUUGAUCAGAGGUUCCAGCUUGAGAAGUCUAUGAAGGCACUCCCUUGGGGAUCGGACGAGGAGUCUGCUUUCAAACAAUCCAUGCCCAGUAAAUCAAGUCCAUCUGCUCAAUCUGGGAUUUUUCACCCAGAGUUAUCUUCAUGGUCAUCUACUAGCUUCAGUCCCAACAGUCAAAGCUUUGGCAACAAACCCUCUCGGUUGUGGACCUAUGUCAUGACAUUUGAUAUGGAAACUACACGUAGGUAUGCCACAAUAAGGUCAAAGGAGACGUUCAACAUCAUAGAGAAGCAAACUGAAGCCUUGUUUGGCAAGUCGGAGAUUCUUAUGACACCUCCAGGAAGUGUUAAUUCCUCCCAGGAUGAACUUGUUAAGAUGAGCUUUGGAGGUUUGAAAAGGCUUAUUUUAGAGGCCAUAACCUUUGGUUCAUUCUUAUGGGAUGUGGAAAGCUACGUAGACUCAAGGUACCAUUUUGUGAAUAAAUAAAAUAAUUGGUCUUGUUGUCAAAUCCAACAGUUACAAUUGUCCAUAUGAUCAGUGUGGUCGCCUCAACAAGUUUGUUAACUGCUGUAAAUGUUAUAGGUGAUGGUAAAUUUCAAAUGCUCUGAUGUUUUUCUGUGUUUCUA